AUGGUUCCCGGUCACGACCUGAUUCGGCAGAUUUGCUCGUUUGCCCCAGAAGAUGGAAUAUUCACUAGGGACGGCUUGGCAGACUCGCAGCCGCCGCUGCUAGAUAACACGUCUCUAGCACCGAUCAAAACGGACACCUUUGGCAAACCAAGGAAGAUCUGCCACCAGCUGGCUUACUGGAACAGGAAUCGGAGAAUCGGAAGCUUCCUCCUCCGCAACCUCAGCUCCGCGUCAGCUCUCGACGGCGCAAGUAAGGUCCCACUGCUGCUUCGAAAACUGUCUCCUGCGGCCCACCAGCGGUUCGUGGACUACAUCCUUCCGGCUUUGCCGAAGCACAAGACGUUCGAGCAGACAGUCGACAUCCUGAAGGCGAUCUUCGGCGAGGGGAUCUCUACGUUCCGGAAGCGGUUCCGCUGUCUCCAGACGGUGAAAAGCGGCCACUUCAUCAGCUACUCCGCGACGGUGAACCGCCGUUGCGAGGAGUUCAACAUCGGCGCGACGAAGGCGGACCAGUUCAAGUGUUUGGUCUACGUCUGCGGCCUGCAGUCACCGAACGACGCGGAGAUCCGGAUGCGGCUGAUCAACCGGAUGGAGAUGGAGCCGGAGAAGGUGACCCUGGCGUCGCUGGUCGACGAGUGCAACCGACUCGUGAACCUCCGGAAAGACACGUCGAUGGUGGAAACGCAGGAGAUCAAGGCCAUCUAUCAACCCACCAACCAAGGUAACCGGUUCAAGCCGACGGAUCUACCCAAGACGCCCUGCUGGUUGUGCGGAGGAGUCCAUUUUGUUCGCGAUUGUGGCUACUCUUCGCAUCGCUGCUCGAUGUGCCAUCAGAUCGGCCACAAAGAUGGCUACUGCGCGUGUGUUCGACCGUCGAAACAAAAUGGUGGACACGCCGACAAGCCACAGCGGAAGCCAGCAGCCCAGGGCCAGCAAGGACGACCUUGGAAGAAGGAUAACCGCGGAUCCAGAAACCAGAAGCCGUAUUCGACGAGGAUCGUGUGUUGCCGGCAGGUACAGGCAAGUUCUGGGAGGAAAUUCGUCGAAGUUGCUAUCAACGGACAGCAAGCACACCUCCAAAUCGAUUCUGCCUCCGACAUCAGCACAAGCGCUCGAGCAUCAACUGCCUCGGGAUCUCAGCUGCAGCUGACGUCACAGUUCAAAGCCUACGUGACACUCCAGGGCGUCGACCGAGAGGGAACCAUCUACGUCACGAACGCCAACCUCAACAUCCUCGGCAUCGACUGGAUCGAACGGUUCGGUCUCUGGGACGUGCCGAUCAGCAGCGUGUGUCAGGCCAUCAAGAUGCUCAAGGGGACCGAGAUCGACGAGUUGAAGGUGAAGUAUGCGGACGUCUUCUCUGAACAACCGAGCGUGUGCAGCUGUGUUGACGUACAGCUCAGCGUCAAAGAUGGCGCCAAACCGGUGUUUCGCCCCAAACGGCCUGUGGCGUACGGGUCGCUGCAGCUCGUCGAAGAGGAACUGGAUCGCCUUGAGAAACGUGGGAUCAUCACGCCGGUCACGUACUCCGAAUGGGCCGCUCUGAUAGUGGUGGUUCGGAAGGCGGACAAGUCUGUGCGGAUUUGUGGCGACUACUCAACUGGGCUCAACGACGUCCUCGAGCCCCACCAGUACCCAUUGCCCACACCGGCCGAGAUCUUCGCCAGCCUGGCCGGAGGUCAAGUUUACAGCAUUCUGGACAUGCGCGACGCCUACCUGCUGCUCAACGUGGCAGAACCGUCCAGGAAGUACCUGACCGUGAACACCCACAGAGGCCUGUACCAGUUCAACCGUGUUCCUUUCGGCAUAAAACCGGCGCCGGGCGCAUUCCAGCAGGUCAUCGACACAGCGCUCGCCGGCCUGCCCAGUGUCAAGGCCUACCUGGACGACAUCAUCGUCACCGGCAGAACCAUCGAGGAGCACAAGCGAAACUUGGAGGAGGUUCUGCGUCGUCUUCAGAAGUUCGGCCUGCGCUUGAAGCUGGAAAAGUGCAAGUUCUUCGAACGGUCGGUGAAGUACUUGGGUCACAUCGUGGAUCAGAACGGCACUCGACCUGAUCCAGAGAAGACGAAGGCCAUCGCGGAAAUGCCGGCGCCCACUGACGUCUCCACCUUGCGGGCGUUCUUGGGGGCAAUCAACUAUUACGGCAAGUACAUCCCGCACAUGAGGAACCUGCGAUACCCCCUGGACAACCUCCUGAAGUCGUCGCAGACCAAGUUCCUGUGGACCGCCGAGUGUCAGCGCAGCUUCGUGACCUUCAAGCGGAUUUUGCUGUCCGACCUGGCCCUCACCCACUACGAUCCGUCACUGCCGAUCGUGGUGUCCGCCGAUGCGUCCAACGUCGGCCUGGGUGCCUGCAUCCAACACGUGUUCCGCAACGGUUCAAGGAAGACCGUGUACCACGUGGCCAGAUCGUUGACGAAGGCUGAGGCGAACUACGGCCAAAUCGAAAAGGAGGGUCUUGCCCUCAUCUUUGCGGUAACCCGGUUCCACCGCAUGAUCUUCGGCCGUCACUUCACGCUCCAAACUGACUACAAGCUGCUGCUGGCCAUCUUCGGUUCCAAGAAAGGAAUCCCCGUCUACGCUGCGAACCGUCUCCAGAGGUGGGCGGUGACACUGCUCAACUACGAUUUCGACAUCGAGUACGUGCGCACGACGGAAUUCGGCAACGCAGACGUCCUCUCAAGGCUGAUCAACCGCUGUGCCAAGCCUGAGGAGGAUUUCGUGAUCGCAGCCGUGACGCUGGAAGCAGAUCUGGACGAGGUACUUCGUGUGACGCUAAAUUCCUGUAACCUUCCUCUCAGUUUCAGGACCAUGCAAGUCGCAACCGCAAAAGACGCGAUUUUGCAGCAAGUCCAGAAGCAUCUGCGUUCCGGUUGGCCACAGUCGAAGAAGCAGCUUCGCGCUGAAAUUCAACCCUACUUCGAGGCCCGCGAAUCACUCUCGCUGGUCCACGAUUGCAUCCUCUUCGGAGAACGCCUGGUAGUGCCAACCAUCUACCGUUCCAAGGUCCUCAAGCUGCUGCACACCGCACACCCCGGCAUCGAGCGCAUGAAGGCUUUGGGAAGAAGUUACGUGUACUGGCCUAACAUGAGCCCUGACAUCCGUGAUCUGGUCCUGCGGUGCUCCCAGUGCGCUGCCGCUGCUAAAGCGCCAGCCCGUGCCAUUCCUCAACCGUGGCCGAAGUCGACGAAGCCGUUCCAGCGACUACGCUGGGCCUUACCACGACCAGUACUUCCUUGUCGUCGUGGAUUCGUUCUCCAAGUGGCCGGAGAUCGUACCAACCGGGACCAUCACAACCACUGCGACGAUUGCGAUGCUCCGAGAGAUUUUUUGUCGCUUCGGAAUGCCGGAGAAGCUCAUCUCCGACAACGGCCGCCAGUUCACCGCUGACGCAUUCCUGGACUUCUGUAUGCAGAACGGGAUUGAGCACGUUCGUACGCCGCCCUACCCCGAGCAUGGGUAAAUAACAAGGGAAAUGCGUAAUAAUACCUUUCUCUGGUAUCAAUACCAAAUUUUGGUAUUCCUGGACCCUUUAAAAUUUGUCUUAAGGAUUAUGCAAGAGCAAAAUGUGGUAUCAUACCAAUUUAAGGUAUUGUUUUGAUAUUGCAAAAUUGCAGAAUUUGUCAAUGGUCGAACACCACAUUUUGGUAUUCUUUUGGUAUUACAGUAUUUUAUCAAAUUCCUCUGAAACUAUGGGAAAAUUUUGACCAAUUUUGACAGAAUAAUUAAUUUUGCGCUAAAAUGAUGUCUCAAAGCGAAUGCUUUCAUUAAAAUCCGGAAAUUUCAAACUUGAUUUUAAACAUUUUUGAUAUACCCGCUACAGAAAUGACUUGAAAUUGUGGAAAAUUUUCUAAGUCAGGAUGGCACAUUUUGGUAUUAUUUUGGUAUUGAAGUGUUUUAUCAAAUUCCUCUGAAACUAUGGGAAAAUUUUGACCAAUUUUGACAAAAUAAUUAAUUUGCGCUUCUCAAAGCGAAUGCUUUCAUUGAAAACCGGAAAUUUCAAACUUGAUUUUAAACAUUUUUGAUAUACCCCCUACAGAAAUGACUUGAAAUUGUGGAAAAUUUUCUAUGUCAGGAUGGCACAUUUUGGUAUUAUUUUGGUAUUGAAAGGUUUCAUCAAAUUCCUCUGAAACUAUGGGAAAUUUUUUAUAAAUUUUGACGAGAUAAUUAAUUUUGCGCUAAAAUGACUUGAAACCCAAAAAUGUUAAAGCUGAUUUUAAUUUUUUUUAAAACGUUGAAAUUUCUCUAAGUCGGGAUAACCAAAUACUUUGAAAAACAAAAAAUAUUGAAAUUUGGUGAAUUUCAAUCCAGUUUCAUUUUAAUAACACUUAUUUUUCAAUCUUGUUAUUUUUCAGAAUCUUCAAGAACUUCAAGCACAGGCCGUCAAUGACAAAUGCAUUCGAUGUGGUGAAGAAUAUCACUAAGAACAACAUGGAAUCAUCAGGUGAGUAGAUUUGGCGAUUGCAUAUGGAUCAUUUCCGUUUUUUCACUAACUGCAACUGCUGCACUAAAAAUGGUAUGAAAAUACCAAAUUUUGGUAUUACUUGUGCAAAUAUCAACGACCAAAAUGUGCUCUUGGUUGCCCAGUAAUAGAUGGUAAAAUACCAUGAAAUCAUACCAAAAUCAUGUAUGUGGAAGACCACAGGAAUACCAAAAUAUGAUUUUCCAAGGGCGCGGGAAUACCUAAAAUUAAACCAUGGCAAUACCAAGUUUUGGUAUUCAAGCAAUGUUCAAAAAUCCAGAAGACCUCAACUUGGUAUUGAAAUGGUUUUAUUUUGAGGUAUUAUUUUACCCUUGCAAUAACACGGUUUGGUAGUGUUGUGCCCUUCCACAUACAAGACUUUGGUAUGAUUUCAUGGUAUUUUACCAUCUAUUACUGGGCAACCAAGGGCACAUUUUGGUCGCUGUUAUUUGCCCAAGUAAUACCAAAAUUUGGUAUUCCCGUGU
Molecule: messenger RNA, 4950 nt
Organism: Culex pipiens pallens (northern house mosquito)
Lineage: Eukaryota; Metazoa; Arthropoda; Insecta; Diptera; Culicidae
Exons: 3
Coding region: 1-3393 (1130 amino acids)
Source: RefSeq, a predicted model, not a curated record